GCCGGAGGCAGGAAUGUGCCUGGGUACUUAUGAGCGACGUGCACCGGCGCGCACGGCCCGCCACCGCUGCGGCUGCCGCGGCCGCCGGCGGCCGGUUGUCAGGUGAAGUCUUUGGACUUUUUCAAAGACGAUGGUAAUCAGAUCUACUUGAAAGAUUAAGUGAAUUGAUUUGGUUGGAAUACUCUUUUACCAAUUCUGUAACAUUCAGCCGCUAGAUGCCCAGAAGUUGUGCAUGAGCUCCUGUGGGGAGAACUGGCAUCUUGGAGAGCAAAGACGGUUGUGAUGCAGUUUUUUGAUAUGAGGAUAAAAGGAGGCGUCAGGACAAUCAUGCCCAUGAGAACUUUAAAUUGUUCAGGUCAUUGUAUCUUUGUGAAACUGGCAAUUGAACUUUGCUCUAGUUGAUGGGUGAAAUUUCUUCUAGACCUUUCAUCAUCCCAAUUUUGUCCUACUCAGAAAUACUCAAAUACCAUAAAAAAUCUUCAUAGAUUUGCACUUAGCCUUCAGAUGGACACUUCUAUAAUGGAGAGAACUGUGUUAUAGCCCUGGUGGAAGGACAUUAUCAUCUAAUGCCCGUAGACUGCGGUGAGGGUGUGGAAGGUUCCAAAGAGAAAGAAAAAUCGAGUUUGCAGACAUCCGGGAACAUGGAAGCAACCAAGCUUUAAUAAAGCACAGCUUUGGAGAAACUCCAUGAGUCUGCACAGCUUUCACGUGAACUAGCACUUAAGACCUUGUGUAACAAAAUGGACACUGGGGACACAGCUAUAGGACAAAACGCUACCUCAAGGUCUGGAGAAACUGAUAAAGCAUCAGGUAGAUGGAGACAGGAGCAAUCCGCUAUUAUUAAGAUGAGCACUUUUGGCAGUCAAGAAGGACAGCGGCAACCACAAAUAGAUCCUGAGCAAAUCGGAAACACAGCAUCAGCACAACUGUUUGGUUCUGGGAAACUGGCUUCACCCAGUGAAGUGGCCCAGCAGGUCCCAGAGAAGCAAUAUCCACCGCACCGCCCGAGUCCUUAUUCAUGCCAACACUCACUCCCUUUUCCUCAGCACUCAUUGCCACAGACGGUCAUGCACAGCAACAAGCCCCAUCAGAGCCUGGAAGGCCCUCCGUGGCUGUUUCCUGGCCAUUUGCAGUCUGUUGCCUCCGAGGACUUAUUUCCUUUUCCCAUACCUGGUCACAGUGGUGGUUAUCCUAGGAAAAAGAUUUCAAGUCUGAACGCUGCUUACAGCCAAUACUCCCAGAAAAGUAUCGACCAGUCUGAAGAUGCUCACAAAAAAGAGCACAAACCCAAAAAGCCCGGCAAGUACAUUUGCCCUUACUGCAGCAGGGCAUGUGCCAAACCAAGUGUACUGAAAAAGCAUAUCAGGUCCCAUACUGGGGAGCGGCCAUAUCCAUGUAUACCUUGUGGUUUCUCCUUCAAGACAAAAAGCAAUUUGUACAAGCACAGGAAGUCCCAUGCCCAUGCAAUUAAGGCAGGGUUAGUACCUUUCACAGAGUCAGCUGUAUCUAAAUUGGACCUAGAGGCUGGUUUUAUUGAUGUAGAAGCAGAAAUACACUCAGAUGGUGAACAGAGCACAGACACAGAUGAGGAGAGUUCAUUAUUUGUUGAGACUUCUGACAAAAUGAGCCCUGGCCCACCAAUCCCGUUGGAUAUUGCUAGCAGAGGCAGCUAUCAUGGGUCGUUGGAAGAGUCUUUGGGAGGUCCAAUAAAGGUGCCGAUUCUUAUUAUCCCCAAAAGUGGGAUUCCAUUGCCUAAUGAAAGCUCUCAGUAUAUUGGCUCCGAUAUGCUACCAAAUCCAUCUUUAAAUGCUAAAGCUGAUGACUCUCACACAGUUAAACAGAAACUUGCACUAAGACUGUCAGAGAAAAAAGGACAGGAUUCUGAGCCAUCUCUAAACCUUCUGAGCCCGCACAGUAAAGGAAGCACUGAUUCUGGUUACUUCUCUCGCUCAGAAAGUGCAGAGCAGCAAAUAAGCCCUCCAAACACAAAUGCAAAGUCUUAUGAAGAAAUCAUCUUUGGAAAAUACUGUCGGCUUAGUCCAAGAAACAUACUCAGUGUUACAGCCACAAGUCAGGAGAGCACCACAAUGGGUAGGAAGGGCAUAAUGGAAUCAUUACCUCACACCAAUGCCAGGUUAGAUGUCAAGAUGUUGGAAGAUCCUGUAUCACAACUGAUCCCGGGCAAAGGAGGCAUUGACCCCAGUCAAACAGGCAUGCUAAAAUCCAGUAAGUUCAACAGUGAGUCCAGACAAUCCCAGCCAAUCGUGUCCUCCAUCAGGAAUGAAGGAAAACUCUAUUCACCAAAUUUCCAAGGCAGCAAUUCAAUCCUCUUAGAAGCUCCUGUAGACUCCUCGCCCCUCAUUAGAAGCAACUCAAUGCCAACUUCUUCAGCAACUAAUUUAAGCAUCCCCCCUUCUUUGAGAGGAAGCCACUCCUUUGAUGAAAGAAUGACUGGUUCAGAUGAUGUGUUCUAUCCAGGGACCGUGGGGAUACCCCCUCAGCGCAUGUUAAGAAGACAAGCAGCAUUUGAGCUGCCUUCGGUACAGGAGGGCCAUGUGGAGAUAGAGCAUCAUGUCAGAAUGUCCAAAGGUAUCACAGGUUCAUCCCUGAAGGAGAAAAAGUUAAUUCCUGGGGAUAGGGUUGGGUAUGACUAUGAUGUAUAUCAGAAGCCCUAUAAGAAGUGGGAAGACUCUGAAACACCUAAGCAAAGCUACAGGGACAGUUCCUGCUUAAGUUCUUUAAAACAUGGUGGAGAAUAUUUUAUGGAUCCCUCGGUGCCAUUGCAGGGAAUGCCAACCAUGUUUGGAACUACUUGUGAAAAUAGAAAACGCCGCAAAGAAAAGAGCGUAGGUGAUGAGGAGGACACCCCCAUGAUUUGCAGCAGUGUUGUGAGCACUCCCAUGGGCGGAAUGACUUCAGAUUAUGACCCCAAAGUGCAGAUGCAGGAAGGAGUAAGGAGUGGAUUUGCCAUGGUUGGACAUGAGAACCCUUCUCAUGGUCACUCUGAACGCUUUGACCCAUGUCGACCCCAACUGCAGUCUGGAAGUCCAUCUCUUGGGUCGGAGGAAUCACCCUUAGCCACUGAUUCAGACAAGGUGUCAGACCUAGGGGGCAGGAAACCCCCUGGAAAUGUGAUAUCUGUGAUUCAGCACACAAACUCACUGAGCCGACCUAAUUCAUUUGAAAGGUCUGAAUCUGCCGAACUCGUAGCUUGCGCACAAGACAAAGCCUCUUCACCUUCUGAGACUUGUGAAAGUGAGAUUUCAGAAGCCCCAGUGAGUCCAGAGUGGGCCGCACAGGGGGACAGUGCCGAAAGUGGAGGAAAGCCGUCCCCUUCUCAGCAGGUGCAGCAGCAGUCCUAUCAUGCACAACCCAGGUUGGUUCGCCAGCACAACAUUCAAGUCCCUGAGAUCCGUGUAACAGAAGAGCCUGAUAAACCCGAGAAGGAGAAAGAAGCACAGAGUAAGGAGCCGGAAAAGCCUGUGGAGGAAUUCCAGUGGCCCCAGAGGAGUGAGACCCUUUCCCAACUCCCAGCCGAGAAGUUGCCCCCUAAAAAGAAGCGUUUGCGACUUGCAGAUAUGGAACACUCGUCUGGGGAGUCCAGCUUUGAGUCUACAGGAACCGGCCUCUCUCGCAGCCCCAGUCAGGAAAGCAACUUAUCCCACUGCUCCAGCUUUUCAAUGUCCUUUGAAAGAGAAGAAACUGUUAAGCUUGCUGCACCUCCGAGGCAAGAUGAGUUUGGGAAGCAUUCCGAGUUUCUGACCGUUCCAGCUGGCUCAUACUCAUUGUCUGUCCCCGGUCAUCACCACCAGAAAGAGAUGCGACGUUGCUCAUCUGAGCAGAUGCCUUGUCCUCACCCCACAGAAAUCCCUGAAAUUCGGAGCAAAUCAUUUGAUUAUGGAAACCUGUCUCAUGCUCCCGUGGCAGGAACAUCUGCCUCGACGUUAUCGCCAUCACGAGAGAGGAAGAAAUGCUUUUUGGUUCGGCAGGCUUCCUUCAGCGGUUCCCCAGAGAUUGCCCAGGGGGAAGCCGGUGGGGAUCAGGGUGUGAAGCAGGAGCACGUGGAGCACCUGCAUGCCGGUCUCAGGUCCGUGUGGCACCAUGGCCCGUCUGCGGUGCUUCCUCCCCUGCAAGCAGAUGACCCUGGGAAGCAGGUUGUGGGGCCUUGUGCCCAGAUGAAUCCUGGGUCCCUCCACUUGGCCCAACCACAGAUCAUGCACAUGGACAGUCAGGAAUCUUUGAGAAGCCCCUUGAUACAACCCACGUCUUAUAUUGCCAGCAAGCACUUAUCUGAACAGCCACAUUUAUUUCCACAUCCAGAGACGAUUCCAUUUUCUCCAAUUCAGAAUGCCCUGUUUCAGUUUCAGUAUCCUACUGUCUGUAUGGUUCACUUGCCAGCUCAGCAGCCUCCCUGGUGGCAGGCCCAUUUCCCACCUCCCUUUUCUCCACACCCUCAGAAGAGCUAUGGUAAGCCUUCUUUCCAGUCAGAAAUUCAUUCUAGCUACCCCCUAGAGCACGUUUCAGAGCACACUGGAAAGAAAUCUGCUAAUUAUGCACAUGCGAAAGAGCAAACUUACCCAUGCUAUUCAGGAACUUCAGGGCUGCACUCAAAGAGCCUUCUUCCAAAGUUACCCUCAGACUCGAGCACUAAGUCAGUGGAUACUCCCUCCGAGCAGCUUUUCCAAGAAGAUUUUGCCUCCGCAAACACUGGGCCUUUACAGUCCUUACCAGGAACAGUGGUUCCUGUUAGGAUCCAGACCCAUGUCCCAUCAUAUGGGAGUGUCAUGUACACAAGCAUUUCUCAGAUACUUGGGCAGAACAGCCCUGCGAUUGUCAUAUGCAAAGUUGACGAGAAUAUGACACAAAGAACACUGGUAACCAACGCAGCCAUGCAAGGGAUAGAGUUUAACAUCGCCCAGGUGUUAGAGCAGCAUGCAGGCUUGGAAAAAUACCCUAUUUGGAAAGUACCUCAGACCUUACCCCUUGGCUUAGAAGCCACAAUCCCAUUAUGUUUACCUUCCACAUCUGAUAGCUCUGCUACCCUUGGAGGUAGCAAGCGUAUGCUUUCUCCAGCCAGUAGUUUGGAACUGUUCAUGGAAACAAAGCAGCAGAAAAGGGUGAAAGAGGAAAAGAUGUAUGGACAGAUUGUUGAGGAGCUCAGCGCUGUGGAGCUAACCAACUCCGACAUCAAAAAGGAUCUCUCCCGCCCACAGAAGCCCCAGUUGGUGAGGCAAGGCUGUGCUUCUGAGCCAAAGGAUGGCUCACAGUCCGGCUCAUCUUCCUUCUCCUCACUGUCGCCUUCCUCAUCUCAAGACCACCCGUCUGCCAGCAUGCCCUCAAGGGAGCCAUUCCCACCCAGCAGGGAGAUGCUUUCUGGUUCUAGGGCACCACCUCCGGGGCAGAGGUUCAGUGGGCCUUCGGAAAGCAAAGAGUCAUCAGAUGAGCUAGAUAUUGAUGAGACGGCAUCUGACAUGAGCAUGAGCCCACAGAGUUCAUCAUUGCCUCCGGGGGACAGUCAGCCCGAAGGGCCAACUAAGGGCCACAAGAUGCCUGUUGGCAUGCUGGUCCAGAUGGCAUCUGGCCCAAGUGGGAAAGUGGCAAACUCAACGUUUCUUUUAACAGACGUGUCAGAUUUCCAGCAAAUUCUUCAGUUCCCUAGUCUGCGGACGACAACUACUGUGAGUUGGUGCUUCUUGAAUUAUACAAAACCCAAUUAUGUGCAACAGGCCACCUUCAAAUCCUCAGUUUAUGCUUCAUGGUGCAUUAGUUCCUGUAACCCAAACCCAUCAGGAUUGAACACCAAGACCACUCUGGCUCUUCUGAGGUCCAAGCAAAAAAUUACCGCAGAAAUUUAUACUCUGGCUGCUAUGCAUAGACCUGGAACUGGCAAGCUUACAUCAUCUAGUGCUUGGAAACAGUUUGCUCAGAUGAAACCUGAUGCGCCAUUUUUAUUUGGCAGCAAACUGGAAAGGAAACUAGUGGGAAACAUCUUAAAGGAAAGAGGGAAAGGAGAUAAUCAUGGAGAUAAAGAUAUUGGAUCCAAACAAACUGAGCCAAUCCGAAUCAAAAUUUUUGAAGGAGGGUACAAAUCCAAUGAAGACUAUGUAUAUGUUAGAGGACGUGGGCGUGGAAAAUACAUUUGUGAGGAAUGUGGGAUCCGCUGUAAAAAACCAAGCAUGCUCAAGAAACAUAUCCGCACUCAUACUGAUGUACGGCCUUAUGUAUGCAAAUUAUGUAACUUCGCCUUCAAAACAAAAGGAAACCUAACGAAGCAUAUGAAAUCUAAAGCACACAUGAAAAAAUGCCUGGAGUUGGGAGUCUCAAUGACAUCAGUGGAUGAUACAGAAACUGAGGAAACAGAAAAUAUGGAAGAUUUGCACAAAGUAACUGAGAAGAAUAGUAUGUCCAGCAUUUCAACUGAUCAUCAGUUCUCAGAUGCCGAGGAAUCAGAUGGUGAGGAUGGAGAUGAUAAUGACGACGAUGAUGAAGAUGAUGAUGACUUUGAUGACCAGGGAGAUUUGACACCUAAAACAAGAUCGAGAAGCACCAGUCCCCAGCCUCCUAGGUUCUCCUCCUUGCCUGUGAAUGUUGGCGCUGUACCCCAUGGGGUGCCUUCAGAUGGUUCCCUGGGACAUUCCUCAUUGAUCAGUUAUUUGGUUACUUUGCCGAGUAUUCAGGUUACUCAGCUUAUGACACCAAGUGACUCAUGUGAAGAUACCCAGAUGACAGAAUACCAGAGGUUAUUCCAGAGCAAAAGUACAGACUCGGAACCAGACAAGGACAGGUUAGACAUACCAAGCUGUAUGGAAGAAGAUUAUAUGCUGUCUUCAGAGCCUAGCUCCUCCCCGAGGGAUUUCUCACCCUCAAGCCGUCAUUCUUCACCAGGAUAUGAUUCGUCACCCUGUCAAGAUAAUUCACCAAAGAGGUAUCUGAUACCCAAAGGAGAUUUAUCACCCAGAAGACAUUUGUCACCUAGGAGAGAUGUGUCACCCAUGAGGCAUCUUUCACCAAGAAAGGAAGCUGCAUUGAGAAGAGAGAUGUCACAAAGAGAUGUUUCCCCAAGAAGACAUUUGUCCCCAAGGAGGCCACUGUCACCUGGGAAAGAUAUCAGUGCAAGAAGAGACCUAUCUCCCAGAAGAGAGAGAAGAUACAUGACCACCAUAAGAGCGCCAUCACCCAGAAGGGCUUUAUACCAUAAUGCGCCAUUGUCCAUGGGGCAGUAUUUGCAAGCAGAGCCAAUUGUAUUGGGGCCUCCUAAUUUAAGAAGAGGAUUACCUCAGGUUCCUUACUUCAGUCUCUAUGGAGACCAAGAAGGUGCUUAUGAACAUCAAGGCUCCAGCCUUUUCCCUGAGGGUCCUAAUGACUAUGUCUUCAGUCAUCUUCCACUCCACUCUCAGCAACAAGUGCGAGCUCCUAUCCCCAUGGUGCCAGUUGGUGGGAUCCAAAUGGUUCACUCCAUGCCACCGGCCCUUUCUGGUUUACAUCCUCCACCCACAUUGCCUCUGCCAGUGGAGGGCUCUGAGGAGAAGAAAGGGGCUUCAGGGGAGUCCUUCGCUAAGGAUCCCUAUGUUCUUUCUAAGCAGCAUGAGAAGCGAUCGCCUCACCUCUUGCAGUCAUCUGGUCCACCUAGCACUCCCUCCUCUCCUCUGCUACUGAUGAAACAGAGCACUUCAGAAGAUAGCCUAAAUGCAACAGAGAGAGAACAGGAGGAAAAUAUCCAGACUUGUACAAAAGCCAUUGCCUCUCUCCGGAUUGCCACAGAAGAGGCCGCUCUGCUUGGGACGGACCAGCCAGCGCGGGUACAGGAGUCCCAACAGAAACCCUCGGAAAGUGCUCACGCUGGUAUUACACACUUUAGUGGGCCUGAGCCAGGUCAGUCCUGCACCUCGGCGACCCACCCUGACUUGCAUGAUGGGGAAAAGGACAAUUUUGGUACAACACAGACCGCAUUAGCUCAUUCCACGUUUUACAGCAAGAGUUGUGUGGAUGACAAACAGUUGGGCUUUGAGGGCAGCAAUGAAUUCUCUUCAAGCACAGAGGAAGGCAAUGAACCUUCAUCAGAAAAGAGUAAACUACAUUGAUCUAAGAUGCAUGGAGACUUUCAUUUACACAUUUUCCCAUUUUUUUUUUUUUUUUUUGUUUUCGUUUUUCUAGGAGUAGAGGUAAUCAAGUUGAUAGCAUGCCUGUCCUAAGUUACAGUAGUUUGCUCUUAUAUAUACUUUUGUUAUAUCAAAAGAAUUAGAUAAAAGAACAAGUCAUCAUGAGCCUGACCAAAACAAAAUUUGAAAUUAACCUAUUGGGUCUGGUACUUUUAAAAUUGUACAGAUGUUUGUGCCUUUUCUUUACUUUGCUUAUAUUCUUAUAAGCAUUUUUUAGCAGUAAUUUGUACAUAUUUUAGAAUUUGUGUAUCUGCUUUGUAAUAAAUGUAAUUUCUUUCCAUUUUUGGACACUUGGAUCUAAAUGAUGUAAAGCAAAACCGCAUCAAUAUAUAUGUGAGGUUGCACUAAAACAUAUUUUUAUAUGAUUAAAACUGAACAGCUUUUAUGUACAGCUCUGAUUCUGUAAUACUAAUAUUUAUUUACUUUGUUUCAUAAAUUGUACAUUUUUUCUUAAUGUUGUGGAUUGCUUUUCUAUGUGAAGCAUGGGACUUACUGUUGCGUAACUAGAACAAAAAUGUAUAUUGUAAACAAGAUAUUUAAACUAGAGUAUCUUAUUCUGCACUUAUGCAUUAGUUUAAAAGAAAAAGAUAAAGGAUGUAUCAGUCAGUUCUUAACUCUUGUAAAUUUUUUUGUCUCUUGUUUGCUGGAUUGACUAUAACUUAAGUGCUGAUUGUGAUUUUAAACUGAUAGUACCGUAAAGCAUUAAAGUAAACAAUGUGCUAUUGUGAGUUUUUUCAAAGCUUUAUAAAUCAGUUAUAAAUAAUAUUAAAAGUAUUUGGUCUUAUGUGAACAUGUUGAUCUAUAUACUCAUCUAAAAAUAUGGGAAAACAUUCCGCCCCAUGUAAAUAUGUACAAGUGCAUCACUGGUACAAUUUUAUGUAACUCAGUUGGACACUAGGUUGCCACAGACCUAUGCUAGAGUGUCUUUAAAAAUUAAAGUGACAAAGCACAUGGGACUGUGUAAAGCUUGGUUAUUGGCCGGCCCGGUGGCUUGGCAGGCAGUGCUGUGCGCUGCCCAUGGAGAAGACCUGGGCUUAGAAAUCUGCUUGGUUCUAGUUCCUGCUGCACAGGAUGGUGACUGGAGCUGAGGCUACUACAGAGGGGUUGCGCUUGGACUCUGAGGGUGGGGUGUGGAAGCAGGGACGGGAUGGAGACCUGCUCACCAGCGCUUCCUGUCAGCCAGUCUACACGGUAACAGGGUUGACAUCAGCUUUAGGGGAAGCCACUUUAUCCUUCUGAAUGGGGAAGAGUGUCACACUCCUGGCUACCUCAGGGGGCAAGGGGAAAAGAAGCUUUGAAGGGAAAGGAACUUGUGGGAGGAUGACGUAUUCUGUACACAACGCUCAGAAUGGCACUUGGUUGGGGUCUGAAGGUGAGGGAGCUGUUGUUGGAGGUCCUGGAGAGUGGAAUAGAGGGAAGGGGUGCCACACAUGUGCACGUGCACGCACAUGUGUGUGCACGCAUGCAUACACAACCUGGGUUAUCAUUGUGCUAAAUAGUGGAUUAUUCUGUGAAACCAAGUUUGUAUAUUGAAUUACAUUAAGGAGUGUUCUUUAAAAAAGAGAAAUAAAUAUACAAUUACAUGCUUGA
Orycteropus afer afer is the source of this 9749-nucleotide messenger RNA. It is a transcript of the gene HIVEP2, whose product is annotated as HIVEP zinc finger 2. The record is from RefSeq and is a predicted model, not a curated record. Gene Ontology annotation, cellular component: nucleus. Gene Ontology annotation, molecular function: RNA polymerase II cis-regulatory region sequence-specific DNA binding; DNA-binding transcription factor activity, RNA polymerase II-specific. NCBI's taxonomy places the organism in Eukaryota, Metazoa, Chordata, Mammalia, Tubulidentata, Orycteropodidae. Gene Ontology annotation, biological process: regulation of transcription by RNA polymerase II.